AUAGGAUAUCAAAUUUGUUUGUUCAAGGGACUCUUAAGCAGGAAAGUUGCGCUGAAACCAUGGUCUUGCUGUCAUCCACGACUUAAGGUGGACAGAAAUAUAGGUGGCAGCUUCUUCUGAUCACCAUCCAUUGCAAUACCCUAAGGACGAAAUCUUCCGGGAAAAUAAGACAAAAGUGGUGGCUCCCUCCUCCCUCUUUCUUUGAUUGGUUGGUUGUCUUUCCCCGUCGCCCUCUGCCUCCUAACAACCUUCGUCCAAGAAGACCGCGCAAGAGUGGCCUUCUUCCCUCCGGUCUCGUGCUGCCGUCGGACGAAGCAGGAGGAAGAUGGGGAAGAAGGCUUCGUAUUCGCCAGCUAUGAGCGACUUGGACGCUGGCCGAAGAGGCCCGUGGGUGGCACCGUGCCCCCCGCCGCCUCAGGAGACGUGGGUGGCGUGGUUGGUGCCCCUCAUCGCCCUCGCCAACAUUGUCUCCUUCGGCUACACCAUGUAUGUCAACGACUGCCCCUCCACCCACCGCCUCGAGGCCUCCGAUUGCGUCUUCCCUUCCCUUGGCCGAUUCGCGUUCGAGCCCUUCUCCAUCAACCCGCUCCUUGGUCCCUCCCUCUACACGCUUGAUAGUUUGGGGGCUCUUGAUUACAAUAAAGUAGUAGUGGAAGGUGAAAGAUGGAGGCUUCUUGCCUGCAUAUGGUUACAUGCUGGGGUUAUCCAUUUGCUUGCUAACAUGUUAAGCCUUCUAUUCACGGGCGUUCGUCUUGAACAGGAAUUUGGAUUUGUGAAAAUUGGAUUACUAUAUGUCCUUUCUGGCAUUGGUGGGAGCUUGAUGUCCUGUUUCUCUAUUCAAUCAAAUAUAUCAGUUGGUGCAUCAGGUGCACUUUUUGGAUUGUUAGGGGCAAUGCUGUCUGAGCUGAUCACAAAUUGGACAAUUUACUCUAAUAAGUGUGCAGCACUUUUGACUCUAAUGGUCGUAAUUGCUAUUAACUUGGUGGUUGGAGUUGUUCCUCAUGUGGAUAGUUCUGCCCAUAUUGGAGGAUUUGUUUCUGGUUUUCUGCUUGGUUUUGUGCUUCUAAUGCGUCCUCAGUUUGGGUGGAUCAGCCGUAGGCACAUCCCUCCAGGUUAUAACAUGGAACUCGUUAGACCAAAGCACAACUUGUGCCAAUAUCUUCUCUGGUUUACAGCCCUUGUUGUCUUGAUCAUUGGAUUUUUGUUUGGCUUGAUUAAGCUAUCAUAUGUAGACCGGCAGCUACAUUGAUAUGCUCUGGUGUUGUGAUAUUUGCUUGGGCAACUUACAACCUCAUUCAUCAAAAUAUCAGAUUCUUUUAGCACAGGAAAAGUCAACUUCCAAUGGUGAUCUUUAUAUAAUGUGAGAGAUGUAUGCUUGACGUUGCUUACUGCAAUGCUUGCAAAAAUUGUGCUGCUUCGCACGGCAGAAGCAUCUUCGACUGGAGGAGAUGUGAAUGAAAGGAGUAGCAGCCGAUGGACAUUGUCAUUAGGAAACAAGGAACCAGGUGCUCUCAUUCUCAUUCCUAUGCAGGCUAUGAAUCGAACAUGAUAUAGUGGAAACUUGAGCCACAAUUCUGUAACACUAAAACCGUGAAGUUCUUAAGCUGCUACUAUGUGUUCUGGAGGUCUCACAAGAUGUUUUUUCUUAUCUUUAGUCAUUGGAAUUGGACUAGUGUUUCUCUUGCAUAGUUGAUCUUGAACACUGAGAAUGUCGACAUAUUAAGGGACAAGAGUUUACCUUAUAGCAUGUCUAUAGGAAUGUCAUAUUAUAUAUUUAUAAUUGUACUUUAUAGCAGCAAUGUUGUAAACAAAUUGUGAAUUUUACAAGUGGAUUUUGUGGAUUUUCUUA
Molecule: messenger RNA, 1849 nt
Organism: Musa acuminata AAA Group (dessert banana)
Lineage: Eukaryota; Viridiplantae; Streptophyta; Magnoliopsida; Zingiberales; Musaceae
Product: RHOMBOID-like protein 3
Exons: 9
Coding region: 326-1249 (307 amino acids)
Biological process (GO): proteolysis
Cellular component (GO): membrane
Molecular function (GO): serine-type endopeptidase activity
Source: RefSeq, a predicted model, not a curated record